AUGUUAUGUAAUUUUAAUAGUCAGUAUCGCUUGUUUUUUUUUAUUAGGAAGAGGUACAUAGUCAUACAUCCUUCAAUUGAAAACUAUCGAGUUAUAUUUUUCAACAGAAUAGAUAGGUAAACACGUCUAUGCGUAAGUGAUGUGACUCACUUCAUGUUUUGCAGUAAAUAUUUGCAUAUAGAUCGAUAAAAGCCGAUGAAUAAUGGUAAUUAUAGAUGCAAUUCUGCGGAUUCAGUUGAAAUGGAAAAAACCUUCGUAUUACAAAAUUCGCGGAAACGAUGCAUAUAGGAUGAUUUCAAUAGUCAACACGUCAUAGGCGUACUACGGGUGUGUAGAUAGCGUUUGUGGCGUUCGUGGUAGGUGAUGCGCGGAUUUUGUGCAGAAUUUUCUUCCAUGGUAACUAGUUGAUGCGAACACAGCGUGGCUACGACUGAACAUAACUAUCUAAUAAGGAAAGUGAACUACUAGGAAUUUGUUAACGUAUGUCAUGUGACUUUCGAAGUAUGAGUGUUUUAUGAUAUAUGUGUCAUAUAUAAAUGAUAAUAUACACCUAUACAAUACAGAAUAAUACUAAUCGCACCGCUGCGCUGUUUGAAUAUGUGUGCUGAAGAAUAUUCUAUAGAUUUUAGUGAAUACAAUUCGUAUGAUAAACGUAUCAGUACAUUUGAAAAAGGAUGGACUGGAGUCAUUAAUCCUGCAGUGCUAGCAGCAGCAGGUUUUUUUUAUGUUGGAAGUGAAGAUAUUUGCCAAGCGUUUUGUUGUGGGAUAAUAAUAUACAAAUGGAAGGAUGACGAUUGUCCUAUUAAGGAUCAUCUAAAAUUCUCAAAAAAUUGUGACUAGGCUAAACGAAUGCAGAAGCUAUUGAAUGGAAUGGGAAAGAAGACGGACAAGAAAUUUGAUAUAAUGCACCAUAUGAUUUUACUUUCAGCUUCAUAUUUAUUAGUUCAUUUUGUAAGUUCGAUAACAUUAACGAUUGAAUAAAA
Messenger RNA from Acanthoscelides obtectus, 983 nucleotides. Lineage: Eukaryota; Metazoa; Arthropoda; Insecta; Coleoptera; Chrysomelidae. The record is from the annotation of a GenBank genome assembly.